GAGAAAGCGAGGAAGACGCGGGGGCGCGCAGCUAACCGGUUCCAAGUGUUGUCUAGAAGACACAAAUUGAUGUCCAGACAUGGAUUGGAACUCUCCUGUUGUUCGUGAGUUCGAAGUGACACGAGCAGCACGAAGAAGAAGCAAAAAGGCUGCAUUUACACUUGCACAGGAUGACGCUUUCACCCCAGCCAGCGGCACUAUGACCCCUGGUUGGGCCCCUUCGCGUGCCACGCCUCUUUCCCUCUUCAAACAGUCCUGCACCCCCAGGAGUGCCCUCAGGAACCCGGACGUGUCGGCCAUCUUGCGCACGGGGAGCAAGUCGUCACGCUUCGUGAACACGCCUCAUGCCAAAGGCAGCCUCAGCGUGAACCUGGAUGAGAGUGACUGGACCAACACCCUCUACCCUUCCCCCAUGUCUGUGUUUGAGGACGGCAGCUUCACAGAUGAGGUGAACAUGAGUGCUGUUAUGCUGAAGGAGGACGACCCAGGGGAGGCUGCUGCAGUAAGCCUCUUCCCAGAGUUUCUGCAGUCAUAUCUGCAUCACUCGUCCAGUGCUGUAUUUGACCUGUUGGAAGACUAUGAGACUAUCUGUCAGGAAAAGGUGAAGACCCUGCAGAAGCUGGUCCUCCGCUCGGCCACCACGCAGCAGAAGACCUCAAAGACGGCCAGCGUCGCCUGGCUGCUGGAGCAGGAGGCAGUCACCUGGAGACUCAUCACCUCGCUCUACAGGGACAGGAUCCAGACCGCCAUGGAGGAUGGUCUAAUGAUGGACGUUACUGUUCCCAGUGAGAGUGAGAAAGUCAUAAUGGAGCAGCUGUUCCAGAGGGACGGCGUGGUCCGACAGAGCCAGCUGGUAGUGGACUGGCUGGAGAGCAUUGCCAAAGAUGACAUUGGCGAUUUUUCUGAUAAUAUCGAGUAUUAUGCCAAGACUGUGUACUGGGAGAACACCCUACACACCCUGAAGCUGAGGCGGGACAAGCCUAUGGCAGGCUUUAGCAGGCCCCUGGUGACAGAGCUGGACCCUGACGCCCCCAUCAGGCAGAAGAGGCCUCUGGCAGACCUGGACCGGGAGGAUGACGCACGCCUGCUCCGAUACCUCUUCACUCUCAUCCGUGCAGGCAUGACUGAUGAGGCUCAGAGACUAUGUAAGCGUUGUGGUCAGGCUUGGCGUGCAGCCACUUUAGAAGGUUGGAAGCUGUACCAUGACCCCAACAUCAACGGAGGUGGUGCAGAGCUGGAGCCAGUAGAGGGGAAUCCCCACAGGUGUGUGUGGAAGGUCUGCUGCUGGCGGAUGGCAGAGGAGGAGCAGUUCAACAGGCAUGAGAGAGCCAUCUACGCUGUAUUGAGUGGAAACCUCAGACAGCUGCUACCUGUCUGUGAGACGUGGGAGGACACUGUGUGGGCGUAUUUCCGGGUGCUUGUGGACACCCUGGUGGAGCAGGAGAUGCGUUCAUCUGGUCUGAGUCACGAGGAAUUGGAGGAGCUACCCAGAGAGUACCUGGAGGCCAGUUGGACGAUGGAAAAAGUAUUUGAGGAGCUCCAAGCCACCGAGUCAAAGAGUGUCCUGGAGGCGACCCGGGAACACUACCACGUCAUCCAGAAGUUUGUCAUACUCUCAGACUUGGAUGGCCUAAUGGAGGAGUUCAGUGAUUGGUUGGGAAGGACUCCGCCCCUGCCGGGUCAUCUCCUGCGCUUCAUGACACACCUGGUGCUAUUCUACCGCAGUCUUGGCAUGCAGCUCAAGGAGGAGGUGUGUGUGGAUGUGCUGAAGGCUUACAUCUCUCUGCUGGUGAAGGAGAAGCAACUGGAGCUGAUUGCUUUCUACGUCAGUCACCUGCCGAUAGAGAUGGCUGUGACCCAGUACGCCCGCUUCCUGGAGGAGGUGACGGAGAACGAACAACGCAGGCGCUGCCUGGAGCUUGCCAGCAAAGCCGGUUUGGACGUGGCAGCCAUCACUAAAACAGUGGUAGAGACAGUCAGAGAAAGAGACAGUGAGGAGUUCUCCCACCAUGAUCUGACCCCUGCCCUUGACACUGGCACUACAGCGGAAGACCAGCAGAAGAUCGACAUCAUUGAUUGGCUGGUGUUUGACCCCGCCCAGCGAGCUGAGGCCCUGAAACAGAGCAACGCCAUCAUGAGGAAGUUCUUAGCCUCUAAGAAACACGAGGCUGCUAAGCUGGUUUUCGCCAAGGUUCCAAAAGAUUCCAUGAGGGAAAUUUACCACCAGUGGGAGGAGCAAGGUAUGAACAUGCCCCUGCCUGCGGAGGAGGAGAACGCCAUCCGUGAACACCUCUGUAUUCGUGCCUACCUGGAAGCCCAUGAGGCCUUUAAUGAGUGGUUCAGACACCUGAACUCCUCUCCUGUAAAGCCCACUGCACCUGCUCAGGCCAAGUUCACAGAGAAGGUCGCCUAUGAGAUGAAGGAGAAAGAAUACAAGAUGGAGUUUGAGAACUGGCAGGGCCGGCUGGAGGCCCUAACGGAGGAGGUGAAGGAGCGCAUAUACAACGUGCUGCUGUUUGUGGAUGGAGGCUGGAUGGUCGACGUCAGAGAGGAUGCUGAGGAGGACUCUGAGCGCUCUGUUCAGAUGGCUCUGUUGCGGCGCCUAUGUUUGCCCAUGAUGACAUUCCUGCUACUCACAGUGCUGCAGCGGACUGCGCGCCACCAGGAGAGCCUUCGUCUCGCCGACAUCAUCGCCUCCGACCAACACAGACUCUACGAGGUUUUCACUAGAGAAGAGCUUCAGAAGUUUCUUCAGAAGAUGAGAGAGUCAUCUCUGCUCUUGUUGGAUAAAGGGCUGGAUCCGCUUGGCUAUGAGCUCCAGUCCUAGAUCCUGUGACAUACACCCUCAUGCUUUCUUUCUUUCAUUUGGCUUUUUAAAAGAAUCAGAGAUGUCUUGUAUUUUGUACUUGAAUAAAGAUUUGUGAAUGGUUGGAGAACUGUGA
Messenger RNA from Electrophorus electricus (electric eel), 2942 nucleotides. RefSeq names its product nucleoporin 107 (gene nup107). Gene Ontology annotation, biological process: mRNA export from nucleus; post-transcriptional tethering of RNA polymerase II gene DNA at nuclear periphery; protein import into nucleus. The record is from RefSeq and is a predicted model, not a curated record. Gene Ontology annotation, cellular component: nuclear pore outer ring; nuclear pore. Lineage: Eukaryota; Metazoa; Chordata; Actinopteri; Gymnotiformes; Gymnotidae. Gene Ontology annotation, molecular function: structural constituent of nuclear pore.